Molecule: messenger RNA, 1668 nt
Organism: Saprolegnia diclina VS20
Lineage: Eukaryota; Oomycota; Saprolegniomycetes; Saprolegniales; Saprolegniaceae
Exons: 1
Coding region: 28-1584 (518 amino acids)
Source: RefSeq, a predicted model, not a curated record
CGAUUCUUGAAACCCACCGACAGCAGCAUGCGCGUCCGGCGGACCACCGGUGUCCUCGCACUCGUCGCCGCCAUGUCGGUCCAUGCACAUACGCCUAGCACGGCCUCGCCGCCAGAUGUAGCCGCUCACUGCGCCGCGCCCAACUCGGCGGCGAUGGCCGAAUCCGUGCUCCUGCAGACCUGCACGACGACACGCGAGAGCGGGCCAACGUCGAUGCGCGCUCUUGUCGGUGCCUACGUGCCGCUCGACGACAUCGUCAAUGGCCUCGAUGCUCUCUUUGCCCUGCCCGAGCUCUCAACCAACAUCGAUGUGGCCGAAGUCGCCCAUGCGCUUUCCGACGCUGUCGUCGCGUCGUGGGCUGCCUUUGUCACGUGGUGGUCGUUUGCCAAGCUACUGCUCGUACCGCUCUUGGCAUACCUCGUCCUUGUCGUCGAUGUCUUGAUGCCGCACGCCAAAACAUGCGCGCUGGCGCUCUACGAUGCGUUCCUGGACCUCGACCUCGAGGUGCAAGUCGGCCUCGUGAGCGUCAUGCUCUUCGUGUACUUGGCGCUCCGGCGCGGCUACUAUCGCAAGUUCAUCAAGCUCUACCUCCGGCUUCGCGCGACCUUGCGCCGGGCGUACCACCGCGCCCUGUCGCAAGUGUUCGCCAAGUCCAAGCUCGCGGGCAUGGCGCUGCCGCACGUAUUUUUUGCCGUCGCCGCCUACGUCCUGCUGCAAGUCGACGCGAUCGUCUUUUUGAUUGGCCACGAAAACGUUCUCAUCUUCCUAGCGCGCUGGCUGCCGGUCUUCAAGUCGAUGCAAACGGUCUUUUUGCGGCGCCGAAAAGCACUCACCGAGCCGCUCACGCCCACCGACGACGAGUACCUCGAGCAAUGCCUGCACGUCUGGAUCCCGUGGGCGUUCUACCACACCAGCGUCAGCCUUCUCUCGCUCGCACUGCCGUCGUUUGUCCUCUCCAUGUGCUCGAUGUCGCUCCUCCCGACCAACGUGUUUUUGCUCUGGCUGUACCUCCCGCUCACGCGCGGCUACCGCGUCGUGUACGCCGCCAUUGCCGCGUACAUGCACCCGUUUGCCAACCGGCUGCCAGUCAACGGCGAAGGCGACGAGCACGCGUCGUCCAACAUGGUGCUGCGCGCCCUGACCGCGAUGGGCGCGCUCUCGGUGCGGUCGGCCAACUUUUUGCGGGACUUGCGCGCCCAAGGCCCGGCGCUGCUCGGGCUGCUCUUCCUUGGGACGCCCGGGUUUCUCACGAUCCGGGGUUGCGAUUUGAUUGCGCUAGCGUUUCCGGCGUACGUGGCCAUGGGCACGUUAGCGCUCGGGCACCGCCGCACGCACGAGUGGUGGGUGUGCUACUUUACAGUCGUUGCGAUCGUCGAGGCGCUCUACGCUUCACUCGAAGUUGUCUUUUGGUGGGUGCCCUUCUUCUACCAUACCAAGUUGCUCCUCCUGCUCUGGCUUCAAUUCCCGUACUUUCAUGGCGCGCAAGUGGUCUUUGACGCGGUGUUCCACAGCGUCUUUAUCUUGCGCCCGCGACGCCCUCGUCUGGUGGUCGACACCACCGUGCUCUCGGAGGCUGCCACGUAAUGGGCCGUCAAUACACCCUAUGUACUCUACCAUUGCAUAAGUGUCUUUGGGUGCAUGCUAGAGGAAAUUUGUUUAAUAUGGCAU